Molecule: messenger RNA, 2139 nt
Organism: Paramecium sonneborni
Lineage: Eukaryota; Ciliophora; Oligohymenophorea; Peniculida; Parameciidae
Source: the annotation of a GenBank genome assembly
AUGAUGAUUAAAAAAAAAAUGCCUAUUAAAUAAGUACCAUUAAAUUUUAGUUAAAGUAAAAUAUAUAGUGAUUGAUUAGACAAAAAAUAAUUUUGGGAAGAUGUGUUAAAAGAUCAAAAAAUAACUAAUUUGCCUUAAUUUAAUGAAUAAGACAAUGAAUAAUAAUCAAUUUCUACACCAAGAAAUGAACACAUUAUUUAAUAAUACUGGUUUCUCUAAAAGUUCUUUCUCUAAUAUACUCUUUUAAAUUAUACGCAUCUAUUUCACUUUAUGACUUUUUUAAAAAAAGAAUGGCAAUUAUUUACAUGUAGAAAUUAGUAAUUCCAUUGGAAUAUAUUCUUAUUACCACUAAUAUUUUAUUAAUUAUCAGCAUAUGUUUCAUUCAAAAUAGAAAACAUGGGGUUACUAAUAAUUGGAUUAGUGAUCUUUAGCAGUUUAAAUUUAAUGAUUAGCAUAUUAUAUAGACCAAAAUAAAAUCUUGAUCAACAUAUGCAUGAAACAUGUUUAAGGCUUGAAAAAUUAAGAGAACUUUUUAAAAUAAAUAAAACAAAUAAUUAGGAAGUAAGUGAUGAAAUUGAAAAAUAAAGUGAUUAUUAGUAAUAAGAAUUUAUUGGUAACAUAAUAAAAACUACUCAAAAUUAUUAUCCAAAUUUAAUAUCCUAUAGUAAUUUACUUUAACAUAAUAUUUAGCCAAAAUGGUGCUUGACAAUAUUUGGGUUAAGCUUUUUAUUAUCAUUUUAAAUAUAUGACAUAUAUUGGGAAUUUACAUUUAGUUGGCUGUAUGGUCUACUAUUGGAAUAAUUUUUUAGAGUAUCAUUUUGUAUUAUUUAUUCAAAAAGAUUAAGUUCUAAAUGGAUUUUGCAAGGGCCUGAUUAAGUUUAUUUAGAAAUGUAAAUAUUAGCUGAAUUUUAUAAGCCUUUAAUGCUGAUAUCUAAAAGUCCAUAGAAAUAUAUAAUGAAUGAUACACAUGUCAACAUUAGUGGAAUGAGUAAGGAUUAAUCAAAUUUAAAUAUUCUAAAUCAUAACUCGACACAUGAUUUAAUUCAAAAUAAAAAUCAAAUUUUAAGAAUUACGUCUGCAAAUUUAGGAACAAUUGAAGACACAAAAUUAGAUAUAACAGAAAAUGUUAAAGAAUUACCUAUUUUAGAUUCUGAUUAAGCAUUGGAUACAGAAUAAAAUAACAAUAAGCAAAAUUUAAAUUAAUAAACAGAAAUGGAUACAUAACCAGAAGAGUUAUAAUUUAAAAAAAAGAAGGCUUAAAGAGUAAAAUUAGAUGCUUUGUAUCAUUCUAAAGUAACAAAUAGAUCUCCAAAACCAAAUUUACCUAAACCUUAAUUUUAUUCAAGCUAAAAGAAUAAAUAAAGUUAAGGAGUAGAAAAUUAAUAAUAAGAAUAGGAGGAGAUGUUUUUGUAGCAUUAAGAUUUUGAUGAAGCUCAAAAAGAAAAUGUAAAUUGUGAUUUAAUUGAGUUCUAAGAAAAUGAAAGCAAUUCUAUUCCUCAAUUUAAUCCUAUUGAUUUUUAAAAAAAUAUUAGUCCAAUAGGAUCAGAGCUUUUUUAAAGAAAUGAAAUUCCUCAUUAAUGGGAAGAGCCUGAUGAAGAAGAGGCAUGUAAUUUUAAAUCAUCUUUUAAUAAUGAAUUUUAAGAAGCAGGAUUUGAUGGAGGAAUUAAACAUAAAAUUCUACCAUUAUAAACUAAUAGUAAUAUUAACAAUAGAUCUCCUGCUAAUUAAUCAUUAGCAAGUGGUCCUGGAAGUAAAUUUGGAACUGCUGGAAGAAGAAAAAAUAGUUAGAAAACAUCUAAAGAAGAAGAAGAAAAGUCAUACAAGGAAUCUAAAAGAAUAAAAGUUAAUACUAGAAGUAGAAAAUAAUCUCCAGAUAGAAAAAAUAAAAAAAAUGAAAAACCAAGAGGACAAUCUAUGAAAGUAAGAACCAAUAGAAAUGAUGAUAUUCCAACUUUAAACUUUGAUAGCGCUAGAUUUAAGUCUCCUUAUUUAGAUUUCUUCCCUGGUGUGAAAGAUUCUUCAUAACAAUAAAAAACUUAAAGAAAAUAAAAUAUCAGUGGCAAUAAGCAGAAAAUUUAAUAAAUCAUUCAAUCUUAUGAAAAUAUUUAAACAUCUAAUGAACAUAGAAAUGUUGAGUGA